AUGGUGGCCGUUCCCAGCUCGGGAGCGCACAUCUUCGUGACGCCCACCCGAGAGCCGCCGAUGCCCACGGCCAUGCAGCGGGGGGAUCCCCUGCGAUCACCAAGAGAAAUCAUGGCCGUGCCAUCCGUCGCAUCGCCGGGUUCAGUCAGUGACUUUGGGCAGUUGAUCCAAGCAUCCACAGAUGAGGCACACAACAAGGUCCUUCCAUCGGACUUCCCGCCCUUGUUUCCCAUGCCGAAGCUCUCCGUUCCAGCCAUCCCCUGGGCCUUGCCAGUGCUGCCCUUUCCAUCGCAUCAGCACCCCACCCCGGCGGUGACGGUGGCACCCUUGGCACCGUUGGCACCGUUGGCAGCGGCUCCUCCAGUGGUUCCCUAUGUGAGACACGGAGGCCCUGCCACCUUCGUGCUGCCCGCCACCGCGCGUUGGCACCGCAGUCACACCGCGAGCGUCGCGAUGCCCACGGUGCUGGCGGUGCCAGGAUCAGAGAGAGGUGAUGGCGUCCCUGCCUCCGAGGGACGAUCGGAGGAGUUGGAGAGGCUCGAACAGGUCAGUCGUUCUUCGUUCCGCUCUUCGUGGAUACCUUCACCUGCCAGGAAGAUUCCGACGGUCCUGGGCCGAGAGCAGACGGCAUGCUCCGAGAUAGGAUCGCAGAGGAGUAGCCGACAGCAGCCAGCGCGGCAUCCUGCUGCUCUGUGGCUUUCUGCGCCGACGCCAGCGCCAGCGGCGCCGACGCGAGUGCCAUCGAUGGAUGGAAGAAGUAUUGAUGACUUGAAGUAUGAGCUCAAGAAGCGAGGAUUGGACGCCCUGUUCUGCUUCUCACAGGAAGAUCUGCUGCAACGCUUGGCCACGACUGAGCCGCCUGCGGCGGAACCCACCGCGGUGCACGCAGUGCACGCGUGGCUUUUCGAGUCUGCUUUAAGCUUCAAACCGGGCCUCACCUCGAAAGAUGUUGAUACACCAGGCAUCCAAGGGCGGCACUUCGCCGCGACACCAUCGGUGGCUGGGAUGGACUUCGACAGUUAUCCGUUGACCGGGAGAGAUGCGUCAGAGGUCGGCGGUGGCACAAAACCCUUGCGACAUCUGGAAGAACAGUUGCAGGAGCUGGAGACCUUGCUACGUAGCGGCGCAGCGGGAGACCCUGCGCCGGCGACAGCGACGGAGGAGGAGAUGGAGGACUCGUUUAGCGAAGUUUCGAGCGAUGAUGAGACCGGUCAGCUGGAUCUUUGUCUUGGCAAAGGUUCCCAGAAUGUCUCCCUACAGCUCCGCGCAGCAGUUGGUGGAGGCACCUGCGCUCGGCUCUGGACGGGCGGCAUUCUCCUGGCGGAAUGGUUGCUGCACGCUACAAAGGAUGGUUUGCGGCUGAAAGGCAAGCAGGUGUUGGAGCUGGGUGCCGGUGCUGCCGCCCUGCCAUCCAUCGUGGCAGCCCGGUACGGCGGGGCGAAGAACGUCCUCGCCACGGACGGGCUGGAGGAGGUGGUGGAACAGAUGAGGCAGAACGUGGCACAGAACGCCCCCUUGGUGCAGUGCUCUUUGCUGCCGUGGCUCACAGCAGGGCGGCGAAGAUAUCCCAAGAAGGAGCAAUUUGACAUCGUGCUUUUUGCGGAUGGAAUCUACACGGAACGCGGAGCGUUGCUCUUGGCAGAUGCCGUGACGGCCCUAUUGAGACCCAAAGGGCUGCUCAUUGGCGCCUUGCCCGACCUGCGCGCCGGAAUCGCAUCCUUCGAGGAAGAUCUACAAAUGCGUGGUAUGGUCGCUGCGCAAGUUACCUUGAAGAAGGAGGUGAUUGAAGCGGCUUCCAGACCGUACGAUGAGGAUCCCUAUGGCUUGGUGGCUGGGGGUUCCGCGAAGGAGUACCGUGUGAUGCUCUGGCGCUAUGCUCAGCAGGUCCGGCUCUGCUGGUGGCAGCGCAAGUCAGGUUGGUAA
Messenger RNA from Cladocopium goreaui, 1923 nucleotides. The record is from the annotation of a GenBank genome assembly. Lineage: Eukaryota; Dinophyceae; Suessiales; Symbiodiniaceae.